Messenger RNA from Penicillium taxi, 1593 nucleotides. Its product is annotated as putative spindle poison sensitivity protein Scp3. The transcript has 3 exons. The coding region runs from base 1 to 1593 and encodes 530 amino acids. Gene Ontology annotation, biological process: protein polyubiquitination. NCBI's taxonomy places the organism in Eukaryota, Fungi, Ascomycota, Eurotiomycetes, Eurotiales, Aspergillaceae. The record is from RefSeq and is a predicted model, not a curated record. Gene Ontology annotation, molecular function: metal ion binding; ubiquitin protein ligase activity.
AUGCUUUCGGCCUCUCGCUCUCCUUCUUCACAGUCCAAUUCCUCCAAUAUGAGGGGGCGUGCCCUCCAAAUGCCUUCUGGUCUCCAGAAUGGUCAUACGCGCAAUACCUCAAGCUUGGAUAUGGCUCGCAGUCCACCCAACCCGAACAACAAUAAAAACACCAAACAUGUCCCCUGUAAGUUCUUUCGCCAAGGUGCUUGCCAGGCUGGUCCCGCUUGUCCAUUCCUGCAUUCAACCGACUCGGCGAUUGACUAUGCUCCUUGUAAAUACUUCGUCAAGGGUAAUUGCAAGUUUGGCAUCAAAUGUGCACUCGCGCAUAUCCUCCCGAAUGGACAGAGAGUGAACCGACCAAACGGCGAUGGCACAAAUGGCAGGGGAGUUGGAAGUCACCUGAACCUGGGUGGUCGGGUUAAUCCGACAUUUGGAAACCAGGACUCGGCAUUGACCAACUCAGUGCUUUCUCAGCAGCGCAUGGGCGAACCUCAAUAUCCCUCGCAGCAAGACGAGUUCCCUGGCUUGCAUGCGCAGCAGCCACCUUAUGACUCUAUCCCAACGAUCGAUGCGGGGUUGGCUUCCGACGCAGGCUCGAAGUAUGGGUCUCCGAUUGAUGAUUCGCGAUUCCCCAUGUCACCGAACCACCACCAUCUGACAGCUCUCGAUGCGCCGCUUCCCGCAUCAUUUGAUAGCCAAGGUAUCUCUCAUGCUGCCCGCUACGGUCCUGUCGCAGCGUCAGUGCCGUCAAAGUUUGGAAUAGACCUGUCUCCUCCGACCCAUAGACCUGGUCAGCUCAACAACUUCCAAAAUCUUCGCGACAUAGGUUAUGCUCCUGAUCUCCGCAAGCAACUCGCUAGCAUCGGAUCAUCUCCUCCGGCACCAGAAGAUUCCGCACCCCGAUACAUGCACUCCCGGCGCCCUAUCAAGCCUCGCAUGCUCUCUGCUAGCGUUCCUCGACCAACCGCACUGGAUGAUUGGGAUGAGAGCUUCCCAAUGGAGGAAGAUUAUCUGCCUAUGAAUCUUCAUGACGAUGUUCUAACACCACAGGAAAAGCUGCGACGACUCUCCCGAACGGAUCAAGAGUUCGGCAGUCACCGUGAUAUUAGUGGCCUUGGUAUGACUAGCACUAGUUUCUCCAAGACGGGCUCACCACUUGCCUCGAGUCCUUCUCGAUUCGGUGCCCUGUUUGCCAAACAACGCCAGAAAAAGGAAGAGGAAUCUGUAGGGUCCUCCUUCCCCCAUAUUGGUUCCCCCCUGCGAGAAUCGUCUUUGAACUUCCUCCCGAGCCCCAGCCUGGGUCCUAUUGGCAGCCGUUCCUCUCACGAUGGCUCGCCGUUUGUCUCUAGCCCCGGAAGGCAAUCAUCAAUGUCGAUGAUAUCCGAGCAGCUCGGUGGUAUGUCUCUUCACCCUGGUUCUGCUCGACACUUAUCCGCAGGACCUGGUCGUCUCGACCGAACCAUCUCCUCUCCAGUUUUCACCAGUAAAAUUGAAGAGGAAGACUCGAGCGACCUGGUCUUCUCCAUGGAAGAAGAAGAGGGCAACAAGCGAAAUAGCUCCUCAUGGCACUCUGAUGAGAAGGAGAGCACAGCCGAGGCUUAG